AUGCAUCAACAAGACGAAGAGUUUCUCGGAGAAAGAUACACUAGGCUUUUUAACUUUCUGAACAAAGUCGAAUCAGCAUGGAAGCAGCAGCUGCAGCAGGGUGGAACUCUCAUGCGGGAGUGGAAGGAGACGUGUUCGAUCAAUGGGAGGUGAUGGAGCAGCUCACUGCACAGCAAAUUGCAGACCUGCACCAAUCUGUCUCCUCAGAGAACCACCAUUCCCUGAUGUCCCCGGAGCCAGCGAACUCUCUCAACGCCAGAUUAAGUACCUCCUCCCCGAGCAUCCUUUCUUUCGGCAAACCUGAGAAUCAUGACAGCUUUGUUGGGGCGGCGAGUCCAAAGAAAGAGAUGGAUGUUCUGGCACAGUACGGGUCCAAGAGGCACUUUGAGACCAUGUUCGGGCAGCAGCAUCAGGCAUCCAACUUCGGAGUGAACGUGGUGAAGAAGCCGAGCUACAGCAACAAAGAGCACAUCAUCGCCGAGAGGAAGAGGAGGGAGAAGCUUAAUCAGAGAUUCAUAGCCUUGGCAGCUAUAGUUCCAGGCCUCAAGAAGACGGACAAGGCCUCUGUUCUCAGCGAUACCAUCAAGCACUUGAAACAACUCCAAGAGAAGGUGAGUUUCCUCGAAGACCAAACCGCGAAGAAGACCAUUGAGUCGGCUGUUUGGGUCAAGAAAGCUCAUCUACGUCACGAUGAUGGCAUCUCCGAAUUGCUUCCGAAGAUCGAAGCCAAGAUGUUCGAGAACACCGUCCUCGUAAAGAUUCAUUGCGAGAAGCACAAAGGUGUGGUAGUGAAAGCGCUUUCGGAGAUCGAAAAGAUCCAUCUAUCCGUCGUCAACACUAGCGUCAUACUUUUCACAAGUUCUUCCCUUGAUAUUACCGUGAUGGCUCAGAUGGAAGAGGGGUUCCACAUAACUGCAAAGGAUGUUGUGAAGAAGCUGAGUUCUGCUUUCAGACAGCCCCUUUGAAAGCACUUGUUGCAGGAAAGAUGAGCGAUCAUCUAUAAAAAGGCCAUAUGAUUUCCACAUCCAUUUUCUUGUUGCAAUUUUUCUAUGGUUGCAUGUUCAAGUUCUUGCUGAAACACCAGAAUCACUAUAAUUUUGAGGGAUGUUCUUGGAGUUUU
Messenger RNA from Zingiber officinale, 1120 nucleotides. RefSeq names its product transcription factor bHLH25-like. The coding region runs from base 78 to 965 and encodes 295 amino acids. Lineage: Eukaryota; Viridiplantae; Streptophyta; Magnoliopsida; Zingiberales; Zingiberaceae. The transcript has 5 exons. The record is from RefSeq and is a predicted model, not a curated record. Gene Ontology annotation, molecular function: protein dimerization activity.